CGUACACCGCUCACAUCAUCAUCGUCAUGAUAAUAGACAAAUACAAAACCCUGGUGAGAAUUUCAGGGUUUUCUUGAAGGUCGAUCAUGAAGGCUUUGCUGCGUUCUUUCUUCAAGAAACUUGGAGGUGGAGGAGUUAGGGCUUUUGCGGCGCAAAGCCUCAAGAUUGCAGGGGUUCAAGACAUCAUUGCGGUUGCUUCUGGUAAAGGUGGCGUUGGCAAGUCCACCACUGCAGUUAAUUUGGCUGUGGCACUUUCUAGUAAGUGUCAACUUAACGUGGGGUUGCUUGAUGCUGAUGUGUAUGGACCGUCUAUUCCUACCAUGAUGAAACUCCAUGGAAAGCCAGAAGUGAGUGAAGGUAAAAAAAUGAUCCCAAUGAAAAACUAUGGGGUCAAGUGUAUGUCAAUGGGAUUUCUUGUGACAGAGGAAUAUGCCCCGAUUGUGUGGAGAGGACCUAUGGUGAUGAAAGCCCUCGAACAAAUGUCAAGGGGAGUUGAUUGGGGAAAACUUGAUAUUCUUGUGGUUGAUAUGCCCCCUGGGACUGGUGAUGCUCAAAUAUCUAUUUCACAAAGGCUGCAAUUAUCAGGUGCUUUGAUAGUCUCAACUCCUCAAGAUGUUGCAUUAAUGGAUGCUCGGAGAGGAGUUAAUAUGUUCAAUAAAGUCGAAGUCCCUUGGGUUGCUUCACAGAUUUUGGGAAUCCUAGAAAAUAUGAGCUUCUUCAAGUGUCCACAUUGUGGUGAACCUUCGCAUAUUUUUGGGAAAGGUGGAGCUCGGAGAACUGCUGACGGAAUGGGCUUGCCAUUUCUUGGUGAGAUACCAUUGGAAGAAAAGAUCAGAAGUAAUUCUGAUGAAGGCACCCCUAUGGUAAUAUCAAAUCCUGAUUCUGCAGUCUCCAAGGCAUAUGGAGAUGUAGCCCAGAAAGUUGUAAACAGACUCGAAGAACUGUCCAAGCAACAACAAUUCAGACCAGAGAUGAACUUGUGAAGCUACACCUAUCACCUGGACAUGCGCAAUCAACAUAUGAAUGAUGGUCUUCCAGCAGCUUGCAGUCUAAAUUUUUUGCUUACGAGGCAGGCAUUUAGAUUGCUCCAUUGUGAUUAGGGCAUCAUUGCUAUUCCAUGUCCUUCUAUCUGGGGAUGAUUAUGCUAGGAUUCAGGGUAAUAUUUUUCUUGGUAAGAAGUUUUGAGCUUUGCAUGAUUUUGGGGUUGGUGGUUUCUUCUUGAAAUGAAAAUGGUUGAAAUAUGUAAUACUUCAGACCGGUUGAAAUAGUUAAUACACAAAUGUUUCAUUACUAAUGGGAUUAGCUUUCGUACCCUUUUUUG
This is a messenger RNA of Diospyros lotus (date-plum), 1321 nucleotides long. RefSeq names its product iron-sulfur protein required for NADH dehydrogenase, mitochondrial. The coding region runs from base 87 to 983 and encodes 298 amino acids. Gene Ontology annotation, cellular component: mitochondrion. Gene Ontology annotation, biological process: iron-sulfur cluster assembly; mitochondrial respiratory chain complex I assembly. NCBI's taxonomy places the organism in Eukaryota, Viridiplantae, Streptophyta, Magnoliopsida, Ericales, Ebenaceae. The transcript has 8 exons. Gene Ontology annotation, molecular function: ATP-dependent FeS chaperone activity; 4 iron, 4 sulfur cluster binding; ATP binding. The record is from RefSeq and is a predicted model, not a curated record.